AUGUUGGCUUUUGCUAGUGGUAUUAUAGCCGGUGCAGUUCUCUAUCACUACUGUACUAAAAAAGAGGUACAGACGCUUCAAUUGUCGUUGAACCUGCUCAUUUGUACGCUUCAGGAGGUCUCCGAACAUAGUCCCGAAAAGCAGUCAGCGCCGCCCACACGAAACGUAAAAAAUGCAAACUGCCACCAAGAUGUUCCUGCACAGCCCGUAAUGUUCAACUGCCAAACGGCAAGAAGUGUAUCGAUGGCCACUUCGAAACAUCCGAGCAGCGCCAUCAGAACUGCGAAUCUGGCAAGUGCGAUACGAAUGGCAGAAAGACGACAAAGUUCACCUUGUGCUGUGAUGCCAUCGUCAGUUCCUGCACCUGCAGGUGGCAUCCCUCAACUGGAACUUGUAUCAUUGCCGGAAGAAAUGGUGGCAACCGCCGAAUUACCCGAACCCGAAAUCUUGACCGCAAUUCAGUAA
Haemonchus placei is the source of this 465-nucleotide messenger RNA. NCBI's taxonomy places the organism in Eukaryota, Metazoa, Nematoda, Chromadorea, Rhabditida, Trichostrongylidae. The record is from the annotation of a GenBank genome assembly.